Symbiodinium pilosum is the source of this 705-nucleotide messenger RNA. NCBI's taxonomy places the organism in Eukaryota, Dinophyceae, Suessiales, Symbiodiniaceae. The record is from the annotation of a GenBank genome assembly.
AUGCGAAGCUCUGCAACUGGUGCUGUGUGGAAGCAGAAGCAGCUGGCCAUGGAGCUAUCAGGGCUACCAGACCACCCGUCCAAGAACUCAAAGCUGGAACAGUAUGCCACUGACGGCGACAUUGCUGCUCGAUGGCUGCUGGGCAUCAAUCAACAGGAUCCCUUCAGAGACACAGAGAAGGUGGUGGACCUGGGUGCUGGCAACGGCAUAUUAGGCAUUGGUGCAUUGCUUCUGGGUGCGCCGCGUGCCGUCUUUGUGGAGGUAGAUGGCGCAGCUGCUGACACGCUGGAGGACGCCUUGGAGGCGCACGCCCUGUCAGCACGCUCUGUUGUGCUGCGCCGUGAUGUGGCCGAGGUGGCAGAUGAUCCGGGUUGUGCUUGCGACAUCGUAAUAAUGAAUCCGCCAUGGGGACAGCAGCGAAGAUCCGCAGACAGACCGUUUCUGCAGGCUUCUAUAGCACUGGCAAGGACGUCUGUUCAUUUGAUGCACAGUGCAGGUGCGGUCCAUGUUGAACCAUGGGCGCGGGAUCAUGGAUGGCAUGCGGACAGAUGGUUGGAGGUGGAUUUUCCUCUGCCACGAAAGUAUGCACAUCAAAGCCGACGCAGAGGCUUCACAUCGGCUGCCAUGUGGCGAAUCUCCAAGCAGCCAGUGAACAGCGAAGGUCCUGUUCGCAAAGUCCGAUCAGACCACUCAGACUUGUUCUGA